CGAGUAGACCGGCUCGUCCGGCCGCGCUCCUGGACAGCCGUUGGCGCAGGUCUCGCGGACGCGACAGCCGCAGCAAAGCGCUGCGAGAAGCGAGUGGUCCGCCGCGCGCACGCCAUCGCUCCGUGCGUGGGCCUCUAGGACAAUAAGAAGACGCCGCACGUCGACGCCGCCGAGGCCGCACACCGCCACCGACGCCGCGCGCCACCGCCGCGUACGAAACACCGCGAGAAAGAAGCAUGAUCCUCCGCAUUCGAACGAAGGCCGGCACCUGGCGCCUCGAGGUCGAGGGCCCGCAGACCACAAUAGGAGCCGUCAAACAACUCAUAGAACAGCAAAAGAACGUCCAGGCCGCCCAACAAACGCUGUCCAAAGAUCCGAAAGGAGACAAACCUCUAGAUGACGCUGCUACGUUACAACAGUGCCGACUGGGAGACAACGGCGCGAUGGUCCACCUAAUUGUGGGCGAGGCCGUCGCCCUCCCGCCACCGCCCCAAAAGGAGGACCGCGGCAUUAAAGGAGCAGCAAGAGUUAAAAUAGGCGCCGACGGGAAGAUCACCGCGACGGAGUAUGACGACUACUGCUCGUCCAAAGGUUUUAGGCCGGGCCAGGCGGCGCUGGGCGACAUCAAGAAGGCCUGGACCCUGACGGACUUCCUGGAGAUGGACGACCAGUUCAACUUCAAGAUCAAGCGCCAGGAAAAGGCCUUUUGCCAUGGGGUGUCGCUGGACUCGAACGCCUGCGUGUCGUUCCAGGCCUACGUGCAGCAGCUCGGCUGGCGGAGACAACGGGUAGGGUACCUAUACGGGUCUUUUGAUGAUGAAAAAAAUGUGACAGUGGAGGCGAUCUACGAGCCGCCGCAGGAGGCGUCUGUGACUGUGUCCUUUUUUGCUCGACGGUGAGCCAUCGACUGGCCGUCGCGGCGCCGGCGUCGGGGCGACCGCGCGCGCCCUCGACGCCAUCGACGCGACGCGAACACCACGCAGGUCCGAGCGCGGCUUCGAGCUCCUCGAGGACGACCGCGCCGAAGAUGUGGCGGCGUUGGCCGCUUUAUUAGGCCUACAAAGGGUGGGCUGGAUCGUCGCCUGCCCGCCGCGCGAGGAGGGCUUCAUCCUGAGCGGAGAGGAGGUCAUCACGGCGGCCCUCGAGCAGUUGGAAGCGGCCGACGGUGUGAACGAGACGCCCUUUGUUACUGUGAGAGUAUCCGUCGCGGAGACGGGCGAGGCCUCGUUUGAAGCGUACCAGGUCUCGAAGCAGUGCAUGGCCAUGGUCGCGGAAGGCGCUUUGGCUCCGGACGACGACAAUUUGACGUCCGUCUUGGUGCACGAGACGUACACGGCCAUAGUAGAGGGCAAGAGAGCAGAAGCCGUCGACACGCCCUUCUUCCUCUGCAACGUGCCCGUCAAGCAGCACCAGUCUUCAUGUUAUGCGUCCAAAUUCCCGAAGGAGAACCGCCUGGUCCCGCAGACGCGCGACGACCUGAAGGAACUUUUGAAACAAUCGCGGUCCGCGACGGGGAAUUUUGUCGAUGCUUUAGCUGAUUUCGGGGUCCUGCUGUUCCUCAUGAGUUUCCCGGACAUCUUCGACCGGCAGGGCUUCGUGCCCGCGGUCUGCGCGUCGGUCGUCGACCGGGCGGUGCCGCUCGACGAGGGCUACGGGCUGAUCCUGGCGUCGUUCUCGGGCCUCGACUUCUAAGUGUUAGU
Messenger RNA from Pelagomonas calceolata, 1700 nucleotides. NCBI's taxonomy places the organism in Eukaryota, Pelagophyceae, Pelagomonadales, Pelagomonadaceae. The record is from the annotation of a GenBank genome assembly.